Juglans regia (Persian walnut) is the source of this 515-nucleotide messenger RNA. Its product is annotated as abscisic acid receptor PYL12-like. Gene Ontology annotation, molecular function: signaling receptor activity; protein phosphatase inhibitor activity; abscisic acid binding. Bases 3 to 515 code for a protein of 170 amino acids. Gene Ontology annotation, cellular component: cytoplasm; nucleus. NCBI's taxonomy places the organism in Eukaryota, Viridiplantae, Streptophyta, Magnoliopsida, Fagales, Juglandaceae. The transcript is spliced from 2 exons. Gene Ontology annotation, biological process: abscisic acid-activated signaling pathway. The record is from RefSeq and is a predicted model, not a curated record.
UCAUGAUGAUGAGUCGCUACCACAACCCCGUCCUCUCAGCAAACCAGUGCGGUUCAUUCCAAGUCCAAACCAUAGACGCACCCCUUCCCCUAGUUUGGUCCGUGGUCCGCCGCUUCGAGAACCCAAAAGCAUACAAGCAGUUCGUCCGGAGUAGCACCAUGCGCGCUGGCAAUAAUGGCGGCAUAGGAAGCAUACGUGACGUGAAGCUUGUUUCCGGCUUACCAGCCAGAACUAGCACCGAGAGGCUUGAAAAGCUCGACGACGAUAUGCACAUCAUGAUUUUCAGCAUCAUUGGUGGCGAUCACCGGCUCGUGAAUUAUCGUUCUACCACAACUUUGUAUGAGAAGGCCGAGGAAAAGACGACGGUGGUGAUCGAGUCGUACGUGGUGGAUGUUCCCUUGGGAAGUAGUAAGGAGGAUACGUGCACUUUUGCGGAUACUAUAAUUGGAUGCAACCUUAAGUGUUUGGCUAGGAUGACCGAGAAGAUGGCUCGUGCAGGGAAUCUUGAUUUUUAA